UGAAACGCGAAUGUAUCAACCCGCUAAAUUGACUAGCGUAGUUACAUCCGUAGGGUGCUUUGCCUUAGCGGCUUAACAACCACGCCAGACUUUCAGCGGACGUCACCCGUCAAGCUCGUUGAUCUCACCCCACCAAACUGUGAGGAAGUUGCUACCCCUCCAGGUUUCUCUACCCCUCCAUCCUUGGAAGUACCUUAUUAUUAGAUUAGUCCGGUCGUCUUCUACUUCCUGCGUCCUUUUUUUCAAACGGACAUCCUAAAAAUAUUGUCCUUGAAAUACCGCAACAUUCUUUCUAAUUUACUCUUCUUAUUUUCGUAAAUCUUUCCUUAAAACCAGAAUAUCAAUUGAAACUUAUCACCUAUCAACAUGUCUCUGUCGAGCAAGCUGUCUAUCACGGAUGUUGACCUGAAGGGGAAGAGAGUUCUCAUCCGAGUCGACUUUAACGUCCCCCUCGAUGCUGACAAGAAUGUUACAAACAACCAACGUAUCGCCGGUGCCGUUCCCACAAUCAAGUAUGCCAUCGACAAUGGUGCGAAAGCUGUCAUAUUGAUGUCCCAUCUUGGCCGCCCCGAUGGCAAGGUCAACCCCAAGUACAGCCUGCAGCCCGUUGUUCCAGAGCUCGAGAAGCUAUUAGGCAAGAGUGUCGAGUUCGCACCUGAUUCUGUCGGCCCCGAAGUCGAAGCUAUCGUGAACAAGGCAGACAACGGCCAGGUUAUCCUAUUGGAGAACUUACGAUUCCAUGCCGAGGAAGAAGGCUCUUCCAAGGAUGAGAGUGGCAAGAAGGUGAAGGCAGACAAGGCCAAGGUUGACGAAUUCCGCAAGGGCUUGACUGCUCUUGGUGAUGUCUACGUCAACGAUGCUUUCGGAACCGCCCACCGAGCUCACUCUUCCAUGGUCGGUGUUGACCUGCCACAGAAGGCUGCCGGUUUCCUCAUGAAGAAGGAACUUGACUACUUCGCCAAGGCUCUCGAAUCACCUAAGCGACCCUUCCUUGCCAUCCUAGGUGGUGCCAAGGUUUCCGACAAGAUCCAGCUCAUUGACAACCUAUUGGACAAGGUUAACAGCAUCGUCAUCUGCGGUGGCAUGGCCUUCACAUUCAAGAAGACCCUCGAGAACGUCAGCAUCGGUGACUCUCUCUUCGACGAGGCUGGCUCCAAGAACGUCGGAGCACUGAUCGAGAAGGCCAAGAAGAACAAUGUCAAGGUCGUUCUUCCCGUAGACUACGUGACGGCGGACAAGUUCUCCAAGGAUGCUACCGUCGGCAGCGCAACUGACAAGGAGGGUAUCCCUGACGGCUGGAUGGGUCUUGACUGCGGCCCGGAGUCAAUCAAGCUAUACCAGGCAGCUAUCGCGGAGGCCCAGACCAUCUUAUGGAACGGUCCCGCCGGCGUCUUCGAGUUUGAGAAGUUCGCCAACGGUACCAAGGCUACCUUGGACGCUUUCACGGACGCGGUGGCUGCUGGAAAGAUCGGCAUCAUCGGCGGUGGCGACACUGCUACCGUUGCUGCCAAGUACGGCGCCGAGGCCAAGUGCUCUCACGUCUCGACCGGUGGCGGCGCUUCCCUAGAGCUGCUAGAAGGCAAGGCUCUGCCCGGUGUAGUUGCCCUCAGCACCAAAUGAAGGUUAGAGAACUCGGUGCGGUUAUAAGCAUCGGAUAGCAUACUUAGCAUGUAGAUCAGGAUGCCGGGUUUGGGUUGGAUGGAAGCUAAUCGCUGGUACGGUAGAUGGGUCAGGCGGUGUCCUUAUUGUUAACGUUUAUGUGUUGAAUGUUUAUGACACGGCAAAAUUAGAUGAUGAUCGAAUACCAGAUAUAAAUAUAAAUAUAAAUAUGGAAAUAUGUAUUAGAUGAAUGAUAUUAUGGCG
Annulohypoxylon maeteangense is the source of this 1863-nucleotide messenger RNA. Its product is annotated as putative phosphoglycerate kinase PgkA. NCBI's taxonomy places the organism in Eukaryota, Fungi, Ascomycota, Sordariomycetes, Xylariales, Hypoxylaceae. The record is from RefSeq and is a predicted model, not a curated record. Gene Ontology annotation, cellular component: cytosol. The transcript is spliced from 3 exons. Gene Ontology annotation, molecular function: ATP binding; ADP binding; phosphoglycerate kinase activity. Gene Ontology annotation, biological process: gluconeogenesis; glycolytic process. Bases 367 to 1620 code for a protein of 417 amino acids.